Penicillium olsonii is the source of this 1026-nucleotide messenger RNA. The record is from the annotation of a GenBank genome assembly. Lineage: Eukaryota; Fungi; Ascomycota; Eurotiomycetes; Eurotiales; Aspergillaceae.
AUGGACUUCGUCGGUGGCGCCAUUGCAUGGCGACUUCCAAUCGCCGCCCAGAUCUUACCCGCACUUAUCAUCUGCAUUGUCCUCUUUGGUCUACCUGAAACGCCUCGAUGGCUUAUUGAGCGCGGAGAAGUUGACGAAGCAUUGGGGGUCAUGUGCCAAGUGUAUGGCGUCCGCCCGGACGAUGAGAGUGUCCAACAUGAAAUGAGGGAAAUUCAGAGGGCACUAGAAAAUGAAAGCGAAGCUGCCCUCCACUGGUUCGGGCUCUUCAAGAAGGAUCUAGUUCAAACCAGUCGGCGAGUCUGCUUGGCACUAUUGGUUCUAUCAUUCAACCAGUGGGCUGGGAUCAAUGUCGUUGUAUUCUAUAUUGCUGUCGUUUUGGAAGAAAGCGUGGGGCUCCCCAGAAAAACGGCACUUGUUGCCGGUGGAUGCAUCAAUCUUGCGUUUGCCUUCGGAUCUUUGGUGCCAGCACUAUAUCUCGAUCGCAUUGGAAGGAAAAGGCCAAUGAUUAUUGGCAGUGUAGGCAUGGGGCUCAGCCUUGCGGCCAUCGCAGUCCUCCUGUCCUUUCAAGACACAGACAACGAGGCUGUCACCGGAAAGACCUGUAUUGCCUUUUUCGUCGCGUAUAUGAUUUUCUUUGGAGCAAGCCUCAACGCAAUUCCUUGGUGCUACGCCGCAGAAAUCCUGCCGCUGAAAUCUAGAGCAAAAGGAAUUUCGCUGGCUGUUAUGAUGAACUGGGCUUUUGUUUUCCUUAUUGUCAUGGUCACUCCUACCAUGAUCGCCAAGAUAGCGUGGAAAACAUAUUUGGUAUUCAUGGCAUGUAACUUUGCAAUGGCUCCCGCGAUCUACUUCUGGUUCCCUGAAACUAGCAGACUAUCCCUGGAAGAGAUAGAUCUUCUCUUCUUGGACGAUGGAGAACAUGCAACGGCCACCGAAAGUGAACAAUUCAACAUCGGCAAGAAGCCUGCCGCUACUGCAUUUUCACACAUCGAGCAUAUCAAAGAAGAAAGAGAUGGCGACCAUCAGUAG